AAUCACAACUCAGGUGUUCGAAUAUAUGUAUCGUAAGCCCAAGAUGCCUUUCGAUGGUGAACAACGGCCAAUUCUGCAGGGAACUAUAUGUUUCAAAGAUGUGGAACUAUAUGUUUCAAAGAUGUACCCGCCUCGCUCCAGCAAUCACAUUUUAAAGGUAAGUAAAGCACUUACACACCUACAAGCAGGUCUUAAUCUUACAAUCGAAGCGGGUACGACUGUCGCUUUAGUGGAGCCUAGUGGCGGAGGAAAGAUUUCGAUCGUCUCACUCAUCCACCACAUGUAUGAGUCUGAUAGUGUCGUGAUGACAAUCGAUGGUAUCCCAAUUCAAAGUGUGGAUCAUAAGUACUGUCAUGAACGGGUAAGUUAUGAGGAGUAUGACUGGUAUCCUGGUGAGCCAAAGGUAGCGCUAGUAGCGCAGGAACCAAUUCUGUACAAUAGGACAAUCCGAGAGAAUAUUCUCUACAGAUGUGACUGAGC
Messenger RNA from Strongylus vulgaris, 480 nucleotides. The record is from the annotation of a GenBank genome assembly. NCBI's taxonomy places the organism in Eukaryota, Metazoa, Nematoda, Chromadorea, Rhabditida, Strongylidae.